AUGGUGAAAGCAGACGUGCGGAGGGAUUACUAUGCGGACUUGGGUUUGACGCCGAGUGCCGAGUCGGAGGAUAUCAAGAAGCAGUUCCGAAAGCUAGCUCUCAAGUAUCACCCCGAUAGGAACCCAGGCCGGGAGUUGGAGUUUAUAUCGAAGUUCCAGGCGAUUCAGGCCGCCCACGAAAUCCUUAGCGAUGCGCAACAACGGUUGAGAUAUGAUACGGAUCGGUUACGCGCUGGGUAUGGAAAGCUGUACGGCCCGCCUAAACCAAGCGCUACGCGGAAGACGGCCACGAGUAACUUCGCCUCGACGCCUUCACCGAAGCCUCCGACUGCGAAACAGCCCUUCUCUGCGCGACCCCAAUCCUAUCAUAGCGGUCCGUCCUCCGGCGCGCAGCGGUAUGCUAGUUAUGCUCGUGCGGCGCCUAAGCAGCCUUGGGAGAAGACGAGCAACGAGGGACAGACUCGCGCGGACGCCUACCGUGGGUUCCAAGAAAUGAAAGGCAAUGGUAUGCCGGGAUGGAACCAAUUUGACCCUCGUACCGGACGAUCGGCCUUCCCGGGGGCUACGCCUCGACCUACUGCAGCUUCUGCGGGCCAGCAACGACCCAAGUCCGCCUACGAGUAUUUCAAAACCUCCCCGAAACCCUCGACCCCGGACCCUUCGCGCGCGCAAUCCGCUAGGAAGAAGCAGGGGUUUGCCCCGCGAGCGGCCGCCGGUGGUGAUGAACCCAUGGCCUCUAGCACGUCCUCCUACUCUAACGCGUAUCGCGGCGAGCGUUCGCAUACCCCUAAUGUCUUUGGGACUGCCCCCUCCCCGACUGCUAGGAAAGCAGCCGCCGGAUUCUCCAGUCGUGCAGACACUCUGCGUACCCCGGAAUUCGAGCGCGCCAGUAGACAGUAUGCCAGCACCGGAGGCGAGCGGACUUUCUUUUCGAGUACGGGCUUCGGACGGUCUUCGAGCGUUCGCGAUUCAACUGGAAGUCCCAAACCAUAUUCGCGGACGAAUCCUCCCAGCCCGACACCGCCCGAGUCAGGCAGGCAUCGGAGUGCUAGCCCCAAGUUCAAAACGGACACGCCCCGGAAUUACUCGUCUACGAGCUCAAGUGAGACCGACGAUGAUGAUAUCUUCCCUGCGCACAAACCCAAGGCGGUUCCAAAGAGCAGGCUUCGUCCUCAUCAGAAAUUUUCUGGUUUUCAUACGCAGCAGCCAGGGGGUGCUGCCAAUGUCCAUGAAUUCGAUGGUACAGCAUCGCCGGGAAACGUGUUCGGUGCUCGAGCCCAAACACCUUUCGAAUCGUAUGACGAACCUGUGUUCCCUCCGACAAUGGCCUGGAAAUACUGGUAG
Aspergillus melleus is the source of this 1344-nucleotide messenger RNA. RefSeq names its product DnaJ domain protein. The transcript has 3 exons. The coding region runs from base 1 to 1344 and encodes 447 amino acids. The record is from RefSeq and is a predicted model, not a curated record. NCBI's taxonomy places the organism in Eukaryota, Fungi, Ascomycota, Eurotiomycetes, Eurotiales, Aspergillaceae.